GCUUCCUCCACUCCUGGGCACAAGACGUGGCCCUACCUGGGGUUCGAUGGACCGUGCAGAAGCCAGCGCUCGGCUGCGCAGCAGCUCCCUGGCUAGUUGGAGUCGAGGAGAAAGCCCCCUGGAGCUAGUGUAGGGCACCAUGGAGGAGCCCAGCCUGCGGAAACGCAAAGACGAUGAGAAGUCGACGCAGAAUGAUGAACCCAAGACGACCAGUCUCCAGAAGGAGGUGGGUCUGCUCAGCGGGAUCUGCAUCAUCGUGGGCACCAUCAUCGGCUCUGGCAUCUUCAUCUCCCCCAAGCCUGUGCUUGCCAACACAGAAGCCGUGGGGCCAUGUCUCAUCAUAUGGGCCGCCUGUGGGAUCCUGGCGACGCUGGGUGCCCUGUGCUUUGCCGAGCUUGGCACCAUGAUCACCAAGUCUGGCGGAGAGUACCCCUAUCUGAUGGAGGCCUUUGGCCCCAUCCCUGCCUAUCUCUUCUCCUGGACCAGCUUGAUCGUCAUGAAGCCCUCCUCCUUUGCCAUCAUCUGCCUCAGCUUUUCCGAGUACGUGUGCGCGGCCUUCUAUGCCAGCUGCAAGCCGCCCCACGUGGUCGUGAAGUGCCUGGCUGCCGCGGCCAUACUGGUCCUCACCACGGUGAACGCACUGAGUGUGCGGCUCGGGAGCUACGUGCAAAAUGUCUUCACGGCAGCCAAGCUGGUCAUUGUGGUCAUCAUCAUCGUCAGUGGAAUUGUCCUCCUUGCCCAAGGAAACACAAAGAACUUCGAACAUUCUUUUGAGGGCGGGCAAGUCUCGAUGGGUGCCAUCAGCCUGGCAUUCUAUAAUGGACUCUGGGCAUAUGACGGGUGGAAUCAGCUCAACUACAUCACGGAAGAGCUGAGAAACCCUUACAGAAACUUGCCCCUGGCCAUCAUCAUUGGGAUCCCACUGGUGACAGUGUGUUACAUCCUCAUGAACGUUUCCUACUUUACCGUGAUGACCCCAACGGAGCUCUUACAGUCCCAAGCUGUGGCGGUGACCUUUGGAGACCGCGUUCUCUACCCAGCCUCUUGGGUGGUGCCCCUUUUCGUGGCGUUUUCAACAAUCGGUGCCGCUAAUGGGACCUGCUUCACCACGGGCAGGCUUAUCUACGUGGCAGGCAGGGAAGGCCACAUGCUAAAAGUGCUCUCCUACAUCAGUGUCAAGCGUCUCACGCCCGCCCCCGCCCUCAUCUUUUAUGGCAUCAUCGCCACCAUUUACAUCAUCCCUGGUGACAUCAACUCCUUGGUGAACUAUUUCAGCUUUGCUGCCUGGCUGUUUUAUGGGAUGACCUUCCUAGGGCUCCUUGUGAUGAGGUUCACGAGGAAAGAUCUGGAAAGGCCUAUCAUGGUGCCCAUCGUCAUUCCCAUCCUGGUGACCGUCACCUCUGUGUUCCUGGUCCUGGCCCCAAUCAUCAGUGAGCCAGCAUGGGAGUAUCUCUACUGCGUGUUAUUCAUACUGAGCGGACUGAUAUUUUACUUCCUUUUUGUCUACUACAAGUUCGGAUGGGCUCAGAAAAUCUCCAAGCCGGUCACUAUGCACCUGCAGAUGCUGAUGGAAGUUGUCCCACCGGAGAAGGACCCUGAGUGAUAUGCUCGUCUCCUACAGUCCAAAGCUGUGAUGAACUUAUUCUGUAAACAAUAUUUGUGCUUUUUUUUCUUCUUGAUGCUUUUCUUAAGAAAAAAAUGCAUUCAAGUGUUUGUAUAUUAUUACUGUUUUCAGCCAUCCCUAAUUCUCUUGGUGGAGGACCCAAAUACAAGUGACAGGUAUAUCUAAACACUACCAAGAGAUAAUGCCAAACAAAACACUCAUGGCUCAGGAAGGGCUGCGUAGCCAGCGCCACCGCUGUGAUGGCACUGUUCGAUGAGCAUGUCACACCGUAACGAAGGGUGCAAGUGGGGUGUAGCUCAGCAGCGGGCACCUGCCUAGCGCAUGCAAGACCUUGGGGUUGACUCCCACACUGCAAAAAACACCACUGACGACGACGGUAACAAUACUAGGUGUUCCUUAAACCCAUCAUCAAUAAAGUCUCCUCUUUUAUAUAAA
This is a messenger RNA of Jaculus jaculus (lesser Egyptian jerboa), 2059 nucleotides long. It is a transcript of the gene Slc7a9, whose product is annotated as solute carrier family 7 member 9. Bases 140 to 1603 code for a protein of 487 amino acids. The transcript is spliced from 13 exons. The record is from RefSeq and is a predicted model, not a curated record. Gene Ontology annotation, biological process: amino acid transmembrane transport. Gene Ontology annotation, cellular component: membrane. NCBI's taxonomy places the organism in Eukaryota, Metazoa, Chordata, Mammalia, Rodentia, Dipodidae. Gene Ontology annotation, molecular function: L-amino acid transmembrane transporter activity.